AUGGCCUCUGGCAUCAGCAGCAGUCGAUUCCGGCAGGGUGCAGGUUUGGGCAGCCCCCCUUCUCGCAGGCCGAAGCCCGGGGCUAAGGGCAAGGGCUUGGACGAGGAAGAGCUGGAGGAAAUCCGAGAGGCUUUUAACCUCUUCGACAGCGACGGGAAAGGCACGAUCGACGUCAGGGAAUUGAAAGCCGCCUUCCGAGCCUUGGGAUUCCAGGUCAAAAAAGCAGAGAUCCGCACCUUUCUCCAAACCAUUGACAAAGAGAUGGCGGCCACGGUCACCUACGAUGAGUUCUUGGACAUGGCUGCGCCCAAGGUGGCCAAUCGGGACGAACGGGAAGAGAUUCAAAAGGUUUUUGCCCUCUUUGACGACGAUGGCACGGGCGCGAUUUCCUUCCGGAACCUGAAACGGGUGGCCACAGAGCUGGGAGAAAACUUGACGGACGAGGAACUGCAGGAAAUGAUUGGUAAGGAGGCUGCC
Messenger RNA from Nannochloropsis gaditana CCMP526, 477 nucleotides. Its product is annotated as caltractin. The record is from RefSeq and is a predicted model, not a curated record. Gene Ontology annotation, molecular function: calcium ion binding. The transcript has 4 exons. Gene Ontology annotation, cellular component: myosin II complex. The annotation marks the transcript as partial.